UACAGAAAUCCCUUUCCAUUUUGAUUUUAAAAUCUUAGUGGAAAAACAGAAAGUUUAGGAAGGUGGAGUAGACUUUCCCUCCUACACUACACAUUAGUAAACUCUUCUUGGCUAGUUUUUCUCCACACGUUUCAUUCUUCCGUUUGCAUUCUCUUGUGGCAAAUGGCGACGGAAAUUGAAUCGGCAUUGAUAUUUCUGGGAACGGGAAGUUCGGGAUCGGUUCCCUCCAUGAGUUGCCUCAUUGAACCUUCAGAUCCUCCGUGUUCUGUUUGCACUCAAUCCCUUUCUCUCCCACCUCAAUCCAACCCUAACUACAGGUGCAAUACCUCUCUGUUAAUCAAAUAUUACUCUCAAACCGAUGCCACUCACAAAUAUAUAUUGAUUGAUGCUGGCAAGACCUUCAGGGAGUCUGUACUUAGGUGGUUUGUUUUCCAUCGCAUUCCCAGAGUAGAUUCUAUUGUUUUGACUCAUGACCAUGCUGAUGCAACCCUUGGAUUGGAUGAUAUUCGUGCUGUGCAGCCAUUUAGUCCCACAAAUGAUAUUGAUCCCACCCCAGUUUACUUAACUCAACGCUCAAUGGAGAGAAUGGAAAAGGUCUUUCCUUAUUUGGUUCGGAAAAAACAGAAAGAAGGGCAAGAAAUACGAAGGGUGGCCCAGUUUUGCUGGAACAUAGUUGCUGAAGAUUGUAACCAACCUUUUUUUGCAUCAGGCUUAAAAUUGAUUCCUUUGCCAGUAAUGCAUGGAGAGGAUUAUAUCUGUCUGGGUUUCCUUUUUGGUAAUAAAGAUAGGGUGGCUUAUAUUUCUGAUGUUUCACGGAUUCCAGCUAGUACCGAGUAUGUCAUUUCAAAAAAUGGGGCUGGACAGUUGGAUCUUCUUAUUUUGGAUUCAUUGAAAAAGACUGGAUCACACAAUGUUCACUUUUGCCUUCCACAGGCCCUUGAAACUGUGAAGAGGUUGUGUCCAAAGCAAACCUUAUUGAUAGGAAUGACUCACGAGUUUGAUUACUACAAGGACAAUGAGUUUUUAAUGGAGUGGUCCAAAAGGGAAGGACUACCGGUGCAACUUGCUCAUGAUGGCUUGAGAAUGCCCAUAAACUUAUAGUAAGGUAAUACUCAUGAACUUGAAUCUAAGUCUCAAAAAGUAGCAUUGAUAAAUAUGUUGAAAAUUCAAAGCUUAAAAGUUUGUUACUAGCUAUAUAAGCAAGUCUGUCUGUCAUAUUGUUUUCUGUAAAACACAUUCUGUCAAGUAUACAAUUCUUUCAGAUAGUGAUGGUUAACAUGUUAUUAGAUCUUCUUGAGAAUUUGUGAGAAUUGUGACUUGUGAGUGA
Molecule: messenger RNA, 1327 nt
Organism: Vigna unguiculata (cowpea)
Lineage: Eukaryota; Viridiplantae; Streptophyta; Magnoliopsida; Fabales; Fabaceae
Product: putative hydrolase C777.06c
Source: RefSeq, a predicted model, not a curated record